Molecule: messenger RNA, 312 nt
Organism: Histoplasma capsulatum G186AR
Lineage: Eukaryota; Fungi; Ascomycota; Eurotiomycetes; Onygenales; Ajellomycetaceae
Exons: 2
Coding region: 1-312 (103 amino acids)
Source: RefSeq, a predicted model, not a curated record
AUGUUUACUCCAAUCCGAACCGCCAUAACCGGCGGUGGCACGGCAGGCGCCUCCCUCCUGCACGCCUUACUCAAACACCCCCGUCUAUGCGUCCGCAUCUUGGAGUCCGCCGCCGAAUUCAGAGAAGCCGGUGCCGCAGUUGCAAGCCGAUAUCUGGUACGUGCCGGCGCAGUCCCGCAGCGCGGGCGCCGCUUCAUGCUUGCCCAGCGUGAAGGGUGGAAUAGCAUAAUUGAUGAGACGAGGGAUGACGAUGGCUGGACGCUGAAGGGCAGUGUGCAUCGGGCCGCGUUCUUGCGAGAAUUGCGAAUCUGA